Molecule: messenger RNA, 271 nt
Organism: Ilex paraguariensis (yerba mate)
Lineage: Eukaryota; Viridiplantae; Streptophyta; Magnoliopsida; Aquifoliales; Aquifoliaceae
Source: the annotation of a GenBank genome assembly
GUAUGAAGGCCUCUCAGAAAAAUUUCUGUCAUGUGCUGUUCCAAAGCUCUUGCUGUUAGCUGGAACAGAUAGAUUGGACAGAACUCUAACAAUUGGUCAAAUGCAAGGCAAGUUUCAAAUGAUUGUUAUCAGACAUACUGGCCACGCUAUACAGGAAGAUGUGCCUGAUGAAUUUACUACUCAUUUACUCAGUUUUAUCUCUCGCAAUCGAAUAGGCCCUCAUGGCAUUGAGAUACCAGGAAUUCGCAGGCCAUCACCAUCAGAACCUUAA